This is a messenger RNA of Drosophila mojavensis, 2070 nucleotides long. RefSeq names its product AAC-rich mRNA clone AAC11 protein (gene mdu). The transcript has 5 exons. Lineage: Eukaryota; Metazoa; Arthropoda; Insecta; Diptera; Drosophilidae. Bases 174 to 1547 code for a protein of 457 amino acids. The record is from RefSeq and is a predicted model, not a curated record.
UGCCGUCAGUUGUUAUUUUGUAGCGCUGCGUGCUGGUCGUACCCAACGCGUUUUUCACCUCUAGCCACGCACUUCAAUUUGUUUGUUAACACAUUUUUCGUUACUUUGCGUGUUUUCUAAUUGUCAUAAAAUACGAUUUUUGCAGCGAAAACCGAAUAAAAAAAAUACACAAAAUGCAGCAAAAAGCCGAUGAGAAAAUGGAUCCAUUAACACGUAUUCAGGAGGAAAUCAAGGAGGUGGUGCGACGCGAGGAGGAAUAUCGCCAGCUGACAUCGGCUGUUAGGGCAACCUCUCCGCCGAUCGCCGUGAACUUUGCACUGAAUGGCAAUGCCGGCGAGCUGGAGCAGCAGCAGCAGGAGGCUGGCCACGAUGAGGUGGAUCAGGGCGUGCUGGUGACAGCACAGCCGGCGUCGGUUACAUCGCUGCUGGUGCCCAUCGAGGAGCAAUCGCCAUCGAACACGCCCUCGCUGGCGUCCAGCGUCAAUAGCCACAGCAGCAGCCACAAGGAGGAGAGCUUGGACGAGCACCAUUCGGAUGACUCGGGCAUCUCGGCGUCCUCGCAGAAGACCAUCAAUAACGACAACAACAAGUCGGAGGGCAAGACUGGCCUGAAGCUGAACCUGGCCGGCAGGCAGGAGUCGCGCUACAUUGGCCCCAAUUGCUACAACAUGACGCCAGAGCCGCCGCAGCAGAAGCUGUUGACCCGGACACCGGGAACGCCGCAGCUGCAGCCACAGAAGCGCCAGUUCGCCUUCAAUGGCUCCACAAAGGGCGUGAUGCAGCGCUUCAUUGCCUCGCACGGAAAGCUCCAGCUGGGCCAGUCCGCUGGGCAGCCCCUGCUCUUGGCCAACGGCAACAGUCCGACCCUCAAGCUGAACUCGCGCAAUGCAUUGGCCUUCUUGGAAUCCGGGCAGACCUCUCCCCUGGGCAUCAACCUGGCCAACAACAACAACAUCAACGGCACUACCAACACCAACGGCAACAUCAGCAACGGCAACAUCAGCAUCAGCAGCAAUAGCAACAUCGAGCGGGACUCGGAGGGCAGGCCACUGAGACGAGGCUAUGUGCCCGUCGAGCAGAAGAUCCAGCGUGAGCUGCAGGACCUCAAAAGCCGCGAGACAGAGCUGAAGCGUCUGCGCAAGCUCAAUCGUCAGCAUAUGCUAGAGAAGCUGCAACUGAGCACAGACGACGAGGCCGAUGCCGAUGACGAUGAAGACGACUCCGAGGUGGAGCACUGCUAUGGUCCCGGCAAAUUGCGCAAUGCGCAAUCCACACUUGAGCUGGAAAGAGACAGCAACGAUCUGGAGCUAAUGGGCCUCAAGUCGGCGGGCAAUCGCAGCCUUAACGCCGCCACAGCUCUAUCGAAUGGUGGCGGCAGUAGCCAUGUUCUGAGCACAUCCGGUUCCAAUUCGGGCAUGCGUCCGGCCAUGUCGCUGGCCCAGCUCUGUGAUCUUACGCCGGAGGAGGCGCCCUCGUCGCAUCGCCUGAUCGCGCAAUGGGAGAGUUUGAUCAAGAAGAACGCUGAGGGUAUUGAGGCGGCCGUCUAGGCCACACCCAAGCAGAGCACACCAAAUUAUUAUUUUAAAUGUCCCAAGCACUAAGCACAGGAAAUCCAAAUUCCUGCAAGUCUUCAAAAUUAUCAAUUUUUUUUUUUGUUUUUGUAUAGCCAAGAUGGGCCAAUAUAUGAUAUAUAUAUAUAAAUAUAUAUAAUAAUGUCGAGUAUAGGGCAUGGAGUUGGGUGGGGGCUCCAUGCCUAUACAAUCAACGAAUUAGUAUUUUUUUAUUAAUGAAAAGAAGAGAAAGGAAAGGCAUGUACUUAUCUAAUGUGUAAAGAGCAAGAAAUACAAAUAGGUUCUUGAGGUCUGUUGUAAAUAAUUCUUCGUGCAAGUUUCAAGUGCAAGUUUCACCAAGUCUAUAUAAUUUAUUGAAUAUAACCUUACGUACUUAUACACAAAUAUACACCUACCUGUCUGUAGGCAUAUACCAUAACAUACUAUGCUAAAACACACACAUACGUACUUACGAUAUGCGCUAUCAAAACGAUUUAAUAAAACGUUUAUGCAAACCGAA